UGCCGGCCAUCUUAUGGCGGCCGCCGCACUGUUGCCGCUGGUUGUCCUCCUCGUUCUGCUGCGGGCGUUGCCCUGCCCCUGCCGCGGGGCUCCGGCCUCCCCCCCGGCCGUGACAGCCCGGCUGGCGGCGAAAUGGCCGGCGACCCCACUGCUGCUGGAGGCGAGUGAAUUUAUUGCAGAAGAUGGUAAUGAGAAGUUUUGGCAGUUCUUGGAAACUGUACGAGAAUUAACAAUUUAUAAGCAAGGAGAUUCAGAGCAUUCUUACUACAAUUUAAUCUUGAAGAAAGCAGGACAAUUUUUAUCCAAUUUGCAAGUCAAUCUAUUGAAGUUUGCACUUUCCAUACGGGCGUAUUCUCCAACUGUACAGAUGUUUCAACAGAUUGCAGCUGAUGAACCUCCACCAGAAGGCUGCAGUGCAUUUGUGGUUAUCCAUGAGAAGCACACCUGUAAGACUAAUGAAAUAAAAAAGCUUCUGAAGAAGGCUACUAAGAGACCCAGGCCUUAUCUUUUCAAGGGUGAUCAUAAAUUCCCAACUCUCAAAGAGGAUGGCCCCGUGGUUGUUCUUUAUGCAGAAAUAGGUACAAAAGACUUCGUUAAAUUCCACAAGAUUUUAUCUGAGAAGGCGCAAAAGGAGGAAAUUGUUUACGUUCUCCGACAUUAUGUUCAGAAACCAAGUUUCAGAAAAAUGUAUUUAUCUGGAUAUGGAGUAGAACUUGCAAUAAAGAGCACAGAAUACAAAGCAGUAGAUGACACACAGGUUAAAGGAACAAAUGACACACAGAAAGAUGAAGACGAUGAUGAUGAGGAAAGCGAUGUCCAAGGAUUUCUCUUUGGCAAGUUAAAGCAGAUGCAUCCUGAUCUGAAAAAUAAUCUGAAAGAGUUUAAAAAACAUCUAAUUGAAACUACUAACAACAUGGAACCGCUGAAGGUUUGGGAGUUACAAGAUCUUAGUUUUCAAGCAGCUGCUCGAAUUAUGUCUACCCCUGCUUAUGAUGCCUUAAAGGUGAUGAAAGACAUAGCUCAGAACUUCCCAGUAAGAGCCAGAUCAUUGACCAGAGUGCCAGUAGACAAGCAAAUGCGAAAUGAAAUAGAAGAAAAUCAGAAGCAUCUUCAUGAAACACUUGGAAUCCAACCUGGAGAAGCACGUUUAUUUCUAAAUGGCCUUCAUAUUGACCUAGAUUUUCAUGAUCCAUUUAGUAUCUUAGAGACUCUUAAAGUGGAUGGAAAAGUAAUGCAUGGCCUUCAUGAACUUGGAAUCCAAGAGGAGACCCUGAGUAAAUUUAUGAGAUUGCAUAUACAGCCGGCAGAUGAGAGUUAUGCACUAGACAUUCGCCAUUCUUCAAUAAUAUGGAUUAAUGACAUAGAAAAAGACCACAGCUAUAGCACAUGGCCUGCAAGCUAUCAGGAACUGCUAAAACCUACAUUUCCUGGAGUUAUACAGCAGAUCAGACGCAAUUUAUAUAAUUUGGUUCUUUUUGUUGACCCAGUCCAAGAAGAUACAGACGAUUAUAUGAAAUUGGCAGAAUUAUUCUAUCGUCAUAAUGUUCCACUUCGAAUUGGAGUUGUUUUUAUUUUAAAUACAAAAGAAGAAAUUGAUGGAAAUGAAGAUGCUGGAAUAGCUCUUUGGAGAAUGUUUAAUUACAUUGCAGAGGAAUCUGACACCUCUCAAGCCUUUACCUCCAUAAUUAAUGUGUAUCAUGAAGUGAAAGAUGGAAAUGUUCUAACGGUUAAUCAUGUGAAAAAAGUUCUUAGAAAUGAAUACCCCUAUGCUGAUAUUCAGAGCAUCCUAGGUGUUCAUUCUGAAUAUGAUGAAGGGAGGAAGGCAGGAGCAACCUUUUAUAAAAAGACUGGCCUGGGUCCAUUGCCUCAAGCUCUGUUUAAUGGUGUGCCCUUUAACAGAGAAGAGAUGGAUGCCGCAGAGUUAGAGACAGUUAUUCUUCAGAGGAUUAUUGAUGCCACCGGGUUCUUCCAGAGGGCAGUGUUCAUGGGUUUGUUAAAUGAUCAUAUAAAUGCAAUAGAUUUUCUUAUGGAUCAGAAAAAUGUAGUUUCCCGUAUAAACCCCACUAUUCUUGGAGCAGAAAGAAGAUACAUACAUUUCAGAUCCACAUCUGUUCCAUUUGAUGUGCAGGACUUCUCUACUUUCUCCUUUUUGGACUCACAAGAUAAAAGUGCUGUAAUUUCAGACAACAUGAAGUACUUAACAAGAAAAGAUGAAGAUGCAUUAUAUGCUGUUACUGUCUGGGUCAUUGCUGAUUUUGAUAAGCCAGCUGGGAGACGACUGCUUUCUAAUGCCUUGAAACACCUGAAAACAAGCAGUCAUACACGAGUUGGAAUUUUGAACAAUCCUUCAUCAAAAAUAAAGGAAGAUAACACAGCCAUUGCAAGAGGAAUUUUGGCAGCUUUUCUAACACAAAACAACAGCAGCUUAAAAAGUUUCUUAAAUAAACUCACUAAGGAAGAGACAGCAAAAUCCCUUGCUGCUGGAACUAAAAUUGCUAAAUUCCUUGUCCCGGGCAUGGAUGAUGAUACUUUUGAGAAGAAGUACAAUACUUUAGGAGUGGAUAUAAUUAAAACCCACCAGAUGUUCUGCCAGGAGGUUCUUAAGCUGCUUCCUGGGCAAAUGGCUGUUAUGAGCAAUGGCAAGAUACUGGGUCCUUUAGAUAGAGAUGAAUUCCAUGCCGAAGACUUUAAUUUGUUAGAAAAAAUAACGUACAGUACCUCAGCAGAGAAGAUUAAAGCUGUUGUCAAAGAGAUGGAAAUCAGUACUAAAAGUGGCAGUGAUUUCAUUAUGAAAAUAGAUGCACUAUUAUCGUCUUUGCCUAAAACUGAGGUGAGACAAGAUGCUGAAUUACUCAAGGAACAGCACAGCGUAGUAAAAGUCAAUCCCCAAGAGAAUGAACCAUUCUAUGAUGUUAUUGCUAUUGUUGAUCCAUUGACAAGAGAAGCACAGAAGAUGGCUCAUUUAUUGAUUGUACUCAAAGACAUUGUCAAUAUGAAACUCAGGUUGUUUUUGAACUGCAGAUCUAAGCUGUCAGAAGUGCCACUGAAGAGCUUCUAUCGUUUUGUUCUGGAACCAGAAUUAAUGUACGGGAUCAACAAACAGGUUCCUUCUGAACCUGUGGCAAAGUUCUUAGAAUUGCCAGAAUCACUGCUUUUGACUCUAAACAUGAUCACUCCUGAAAGCUGGUUGGUUGAAGCAGUAAACAGUUCCUGUGAUCUUGAUAACAUUCAUUUACAGGAUAUAAAAGGGACUGUUAUAGCAGAAUAUGAACUGGAAUACAUGUUGCUUGAAGGACAUUGUUUUGAUGUGACAAGUGGACAACCUCCUCGAGGGUUACAGUUCACCCUGGGCACAAAAAAUAAUCCUGUCAUGGUUGAUACUAUUGUGAUGGCCAACUUGGGGUAUUUUCAGCUGAAAGCAAAUCCAGGUGCUUGGACACUGAGAUUGCGUAAAGGGAAAUCUGAAGAGAUUUAUCAGGUGUUUUCCCAUGAAGGAACAGAUUCUGUAGCUGACCUGGCUGAUGUUAUUGUGGUAUUAAACAACUUCAGAAGCAAAAUUAUCAAAGUUCAAGUACAGAAAAAGCCUGAUAAAGUGAAUGAAGAUCUCCUUACCGACGGAAUAACAGAAAAAGGAAAACUGGAAUCAGUUACAAGUUUUUCAGAAGAAAUUCCACCAGAAGAGAAGGAAAAGAAAAGUGAUAUUCUUAACAUAUUUUCAGUCGCUUCAGGCCACUUGUAUGAACGUUUUUUAAGAAUUAUGAUGCUUUCUGUUCUACGUCAUACAAAAACACCGGUUAAAUUCUGGUUUCUGAAAAAUUAUCUCUCCCCAACAUUUAAGGAUGUUAUUCCUCACAUGGCUAAAAAGUACGGAUUCAAGUACGAAUUAGUACAGUAUAAAUGGCCCCGCUGGCUUUAUCAGCAGACAGAAAAGCAACGAAUUAUCUGGGGCUACAAAAUCCUUUUUUUGGAUGUUCUUUUCCCUUUGGCUGUAGAUAAAGUAAUAUUUGUUGAUGCUGACCAGAUUGUAAGAAGUGACCUGAAAGAACUCAGAGAUCUAGAUCUAAAGGGAGCUCCUUAUGGAUACACACCAUUCUGUGACAGCCGUAAAGAAAUGGAUGGAUACCGUUUCUGGAAAUCAGGGUACUGGGCAUCGCAUCUUGGGAAAAGGAAAUACCAUAUUAGUGCCUUAUAUGUUGUGGAUCUUAAGAAGUUCAGAAAGAUUGCAGCAGGAGAUAGGCUUCGGGGCCAGUACCAAGCUCUUAGUCAAGAUCCAAACAGCCUGUCAAAUCUAGAUCAGGACCUUCCCAACAAUAUGAUUCAUCAAGUAGCUAUUAAGUCUCUCCCUCAAGAAUGGCUUUGGUGUGAAACCUGGUGUGAUGAUGAGUCCAAGAAAAAGGCUAAAACAAUAGACUUGUGUAACAAUCCCCAAACCAAAGAACCCAAACUAAAGGCUGCUGCCCGGAUUGUUCCUGAAUGGGUUGAAUAUGACACUGAAAUACGGAUGUUAAUACAGCAAAUUGAAAAAGAGAAGAAAAACCAAACAUCCUAUUUUCAAAAAGGUUUUAAGCACGAUGAACUUUAGCAUCACCUGUCAAAAGCAAUGGUGACAGUGCAAUAGUCUUCUGCAAAAGCCUGGAAGUUACGAAAGCUGCAUUGGCACUAUUGUUAACAUUCGUCAAUGUGAAGUGAAAUAUUUUAUAACUUAUGGUGUUAUUUAAAAAUGUUAGAUGAAAUACAAAGAACAGAAGAGACAAAUCAACAGGUACUUGCUUUUAUUUAAACCGGUGUAGAGUAGCCUUCCUUGUUUCUUUGUUUUUCUUUUCCUUCUCUGAAAGACAAUUUGCCCAGAGGAUUUUACAAUAGGAACAAUGAAGUAUUCAACUCCUCAAAGAUUUAUUUUGUCAGCAGCUGGGAGGGCAGUAUUAAAUAUGUAUAUGAAAACUAUUUUGUUCAUAUUACAUGUGUUAAGCAAAUGUAUUUAAAUAUAAAGAAUUUUGGUUAUAUAUCCAUAGUUUUGUCCUUGGAGAAAUGCUGCAGUCACAAGAAAAAUUCUCAUUGUAGCAAAGACAUGAUAUAAAAAAUAGCUCAAACAAUUGAAAUCUAAAUCAACUUUGAAGCUUACUGAAGCAAGGCAUGUAAUUACUCGUUUUUUAUACAGGAUUGGUGCCCUCUUACUAAUUUGAAAUAAACCAUUUUUGAUUCAUAAGCUCCUUUUGGUCACUUAAAUAGUAUGCCGUACGAUUGCAUCAAGUGUUUUUUGUUUAAGAUAUCUUUCCAACCAGCAUGCAUUGAAUCAGAAGGUCAGUACCUGAAAGAUAUUUCCACUCAGUUUUGGUUAUCGUUAUUUUGUUCAGAAAUCAAAAUAAUAAAAUACUUGAUUAAUUUUGACUGU
Molecule: messenger RNA, 5392 nt
Organism: Oxyura jamaicensis (ruddy duck)
Lineage: Eukaryota; Metazoa; Chordata; Aves; Anseriformes; Anatidae
Gene: UGGT2
Product: UDP-glucose glycoprotein glucosyltransferase 2
Exons: 39
Coding region: 14-4582 (1522 amino acids)
Cellular component (GO): endoplasmic reticulum
Molecular function (GO): UDP-glucose:glycoprotein glucosyltransferase activity
Source: RefSeq, a predicted model, not a curated record